AUGGCAGCGAAAAGAAGCAAGGGGGGAUUAGGAUUUAAGGAUCUGCAACUGUUCAACAAAGCUCUGCUGGCUAAACAAGUCUGGAAGUUAAUUACACAACCAAACUUGCUAGUCAGUAAAGUGUUAAAGGAGAAGUACUAUCCUAAGCUAUCAGUUUUCAAUAGCAAGGUGCCUCAGAAUGCAUCGUGGAUCUGGAGGAGCCUAUCUGGGGGGUGCCAACUAAAACUGGUUUCUGAACUGAUUAGGAACAAUAGAUGGAAUAGAGCCCUUAUCUUCAAAACUUUCAACCAUCAAGAUGCUGCAAGAAUCCUGACUAUACCAAUAAGUGUGACAAGAAUAGAAGGCAGCUACUACUGGGCGCAUAAUCAAAAUGGACAAUAUACAGUUCAGUCUGGAUACAAGGCUUGGGUGAAGAAAAAGGAAAUGGAGAUAUCUGGAAGGAGGGACGAAGCUGGAACUAGCCUGGAUGGAACCAUCUCUCAAAUAUGGAGGUCACUGUGGGAGCAGAACGUAAGUCAAAAGAUGAAAAUUUUCAUAUGGAAGUGCUUGCACAGGGGACUACCAGUUAGAGAAGUCAUCUACUCAAGGACUAGGCAAGGAACCCCGAUAUGUGCUGGAUGUGGGGCAAAUGAAGAAACAAUUGAACAUAUGCUACUCCAAUGCCAUAAAGUCAAGGAAAUCUGGGAAAUGGCGCCAGUGAAGUGGGAUGGAAUAGAACACCUGUCAAAUUGCUUCACCAAAUGGUGGUCUGCAAUACAUGAAGCUCAAAUCUGGAAGGCAAGGAACAAUAGAGAGUUUAACCAUAAGGAGAAGGAGCCUUUUAAGAUAAUAGAGAAGGCUCUAAAGGAAUGGACAGAAUUUGAAGAAGCUAACAAAUGGAAGGAUGCUGGGAAUAGCACUCUGGAAACAGAGGAACAGCAAAGGGCAGAUCAAGAGCAAAUGGAGUGCCAUACUGGACUGCUGUUAAAGAUUCAUACCCACCAAAGUAAAGAUCAACCAACUGUGGGGAUUGGAAUCUCAGCAACAGACUAUAUGGGACAAUUGCAAGCAGUUUGGGCACUAACAGAAAGGACAUCAUGA
Messenger RNA from Coffea arabica (coffee), 1080 nucleotides. The record is from RefSeq and is a predicted model, not a curated record. Lineage: Eukaryota; Viridiplantae; Streptophyta; Magnoliopsida; Gentianales; Rubiaceae.